AUGAUCAAGAAACUAGCCCUGCUAGGCCUAGGAAGCGCCCUCGCUGCCGCCCUCCCCAGUGUCAACAACGAUAACGACGUCAAACGCAACUAUGGCUAUGGCUACGGCUUCCCAGCUAUCACCGAGACGGAAACCGUAACUCUCUAUGACCUGUGCUCUGACACAGUCAGCUACACGACAGAUGUUAGCACGGAGACGUACGUCAAAACGUAUACAGAGACAUACACGGAAACUGAGACUCAGACGAUCAGUGUCACUAUCAGAGACUCUUUCAGCUGCACGCCCUGCACGUCCGAGAAAUAUCCCGAGAGCACGACCAGUGCCACAACCGGCAUCUCCACCAUCACCAGCUCGUCCUCUUCAGCUCCGGCCUCGUCCCACUUCACCUGGUCUGAGUCGACGGAUGCUGUCUCCGGCCCAAGCAGCGUCUUCGGCACGAGCAUCUGGAGCAGUAGAAUCGCUAGUAGCAGCAUUUCACCCAAAACUGGCUACAAUGUCUCCUUCCCCACGGCGUCCUAUUCGACUACGCCGUACUCGCGUCCCUUCAACACUACUUUUUCCACGCUGCUCACCAGCGCCUCGUCGACUGCCGCCAUUUCCGGCCGGAGUAUGAGUAGCGGUAGAAGUCCUGCCGUCACCUCCAGCUCUGUUAACAGCUACAGCUCGACCGUAUAUUCGCACUCAUCCCCGUCAUGGGGUACUUCGUCCAUGGCAGUCGUGGCUGUUUCUAACAGCAGCAGCAGCAGCGGUAGUCCCAGAAACAGCACCACUUCCAGCAGCUACAUAUCGACCGUGUACUCGCAUUCGUCUUCUCCGUCGUUCAGUACGAAGUCUACUGGAGCGGUCUUCGGCUCCAGCAGCACUGGAAGUACCGGCUCCCCCAGCAACUAUACGUCGGCCGUGUACUCGUACUCUUCUCUGCCUUCGGUUAGCACCGAAUCCACUGGUGCCGUGAAUGGAAGUAGCAGCUCCACGACUGGCAGCAGACCACCUUCCAGCCAUACAACAGUGUACUCUCACUCAUCGCUGUGGUCUGUUAGUGAAUCCACCCCUUCCGUGACUAGUACCACAAGCAGCAGCAUCGAAUCCAGCGCAGGCUCUGCUAGCAGUCACACAUCUGCCGUGUAUUCCCAGUCGCCGGACUCGUCGUUGGGCGCAUCAACUGCUACAGUAACCGGUCCGAGCAGGAGCGGAAGUAGCAGUAGCAGCGUCGACUCAACCACCUACCUGACCGUCGAAUCCUCAAUGACAGUCACCAUUACCAAGUCGCUCCAGACAUCGACGAGCAGCCUGUCUUCUUCUAGAGAUCGCGCAGGUUCUGGCUCCCUGACUGGGUCGCUGUCCGCUUCUACCUCUAACACCCGGUCUACCUCCGCCACCGCCUCCACUUCUGCUUCUAUUUGUGCGUCGGGCUCUUUACCUAGUUCGUUUCCUUUAUCGGCGUCUGUACCUGCUUCGCUGUCCGCUUCUGCUUCAGCGUCGCUGUCUGCUCCUCUCAGUGGCACCCUCUCCAGUCUCGGAUAUCCCACUGGCUCCGCCUCUCUUUCAAUGUCUGCCUCUGCCUCAGCUUCUACCUCUCUGGGCACCUCUCGCAGUAUUCUGGCAUCUAUUUCGACGUCUUAUUCAGUACAUCUCUCUGUUUCCCCGUCUGGCUCCUCCACUUCGGCUUCCGACUCUCGUACCGGCUACACAACGCGCUCCACCCCCGUCAGCGAGUCUGCAUCCGCUUCCUUAAGUACAUCCGCCUCAACCAGUCCCAGCCCCAGUUCCAAUAUCAGCGCCAGCACCAGCUUCAGUACAAGUACCAAAGUUGACGCUGUUUCUGGAGCCAGCUCUUCCUACGGCGGUAUGACCUACACGAUCCUGUCGACUGCAUCCUCGUGGGCCUCCGUGUCUAGCAGCUUCGGUUUCGGCGACACUACGACGAGCACGUUAAGUGCCGUCGGCGCCACUACUAGUUCAGUGAGCCUUGCCCUGCCUAUCUCCAGCACCGGCAUACUACAGGAAUCUCCCAAGUUGUCGUCACAAACUGUGCCACCCACAUCCUUCCCGGUUAGCUAUGGCGAUGGUGGCGACAGCGAGACCUCGACCGCUGCAGAGGCCGUGGCUGCCACCUCGUCCUCUAGUUUCACUUCUAAAGCCUCCACCACCACGAGGGGCUGGCCAGGCGAUUACGAGUAUGGCGUGCCACCCGUCGAAACCACACUGGCAGAGAAGCAUACAGAAACUGCCAGCGGCGCCCGUUCCUACUGGGGCUGGAGCGGCGGUUCGAAUCGUGUUGAGAUUAAUAGACCCCAGCGUAAGGAAGGCGAGUUGUCGCGUGGUAACAGCAAGAACAAUCACAAUGGCGACAACCACGGGCCCGGCCAAGGUGGCCACGCCGUCUGGAAAGGCCGCUUCCAUAUGUAG
This is a messenger RNA of Sporothrix schenckii 1099-18, 2409 nucleotides long. RefSeq lists its product as uncharacterized. NCBI's taxonomy places the organism in Eukaryota, Fungi, Ascomycota, Sordariomycetes, Ophiostomatales, Ophiostomataceae. The coding region runs from base 1 to 2409 and encodes 802 amino acids. The transcript has 2 exons. The record is from RefSeq and is a predicted model, not a curated record.